Carassius carassius (crucian carp) is the source of this 2079-nucleotide messenger RNA. RefSeq names its product protein-glutamine gamma-glutamyltransferase K-like. The record is from RefSeq and is a predicted model, not a curated record. Bases 1 to 2079 code for a protein of 692 amino acids. NCBI's taxonomy places the organism in Eukaryota, Metazoa, Chordata, Actinopteri, Cypriniformes, Cyprinidae. The transcript is spliced from 12 exons. Gene Ontology annotation, biological process: peptide cross-linking. Gene Ontology annotation, molecular function: protein-glutamine gamma-glutamyltransferase activity.
AUGCCGGAAGAGCAGGAGGGGGAAUGCGGCGGGUCCAUUUGCAAUAUCAGCCCAUGUGGUGAUUUUAAAGGCAUACAAGCUUGUGGAAGUGAUGAUGCAAUACUCCAGGUGUGCUCUGUUGACCUCCUUAAAGACAGAAAAGGGAAAAAUCGACUGGAGCAUCACACAGAUUGUUAUCAGAGUGAUCACCUUAUCAUCCGCAGAGGACAGUGUUUUCAGAUGUGGAUUGAGCUGAACCGAGCUUUUAUUCUAAACCGAGACAAACUUCACCUGGAGCUGAAACUUGGUCACAUCCCAUCCAUCCGGGACGGCACUUACGUGAUCGUUCCAUUAGUGGAAGAAUUCAAGAAAGACUGCUGGGGGGCAAAGAUUGUGGAACAUGGACAAAACCGAAUCAAACUGUGUGUGCACUCUGUUCCGACUGCUUGCGUUGGACGAUACCAGCUCAGUGUCGUGACACACUGUCCAGAAGGAAGAUUCACUUUACCAUAUGUUCCUGAAAAUGAUAUUUACAUGCUGUUCAACCCCUGGUGUAAAGAUGACUGUGUGUACCUGAGUGAUGACUCAGAGAGAGCCGAGUAUGUGCUGAAUGACAUGGGCAGAAUCUACUAUGGAACUAAGCAGCAGAUUGGCUGCAGAACAUGGAACUUUGGUCAAUUUGAGGAAGGAAUCUUGUCUGCCUGUAUGUAUGUGUUGGAGAAGAGCUGUACACCUUGCUCAGGAUGGGGAAACCCCAUUAACAUUUCCAGAGUCGUGUCUGACAUGGUUAUUGCCAACAAAGACUGUGGUGUUCUGGUGGGUAACUGGUCAAACUGCUAUGGAGAUGGAACUGCUCCGACGUCCUGGUGCAGCAGCAGUGCCAUCCUGAAACAAAACUACAAAUGUGGAGGAAUACCUGUUAAAUAUGGACAGAGCUCGGCCUUUGCUGGAGUCACCAACACACUGUUGAGGUGUUUGGGUAUUCCUGCUCGUCCGGUCUCAAACUUCUGUUCUGCUCAUGACACUGAUGUUUGUUUGACAACUGACGUCUUUUUGGAUGAAAAAUUUCAGCUUAUUGAUCAUAUGAACUGUAAUUCAAUCUGGAACUACCACGUGUGGAAUGAGGCCUGGAUGACUCGACCUGAUCUGCCGUCUGGUUUCGGAGGUUGGCAGGUGGUUGAUUCCACUCCUCAACUGACCAGCCAGGGCUUCUUCCGCUGCGGCCCAACCUCUGUUGCUGCGAUCCGCAGCGGACAAGUCUUCCUGAAGCACGAUGUACCAUUUGUUUUUGCUGAAGUGAACAACGAUAGAGUCUACUGGCAGCAGAGAUAUGAUGGUACUUUUGGUGUUGUUCAUGUUGAAAAAAAUGCAGUUGGUCACUGCAUCAGCACAAAAGCUGUCGGCUCAGACAAACGCUUUGAUAUCACACACCUCUACAAACAUCCACGAGGUACGGAGGAAGACCGCAUUGCUUUAGAAACAGCAAUUCGUCAUGUCUCCAAGCAGUGUACCUACCCAUUGCCCUGUGCUGAGGAUGUGACUGUUAAAGUCACAAUGCAGGGUGAUGGACCAUGCGUGGGCAAGAAUGCUAUGCUUUCCAUCGUUUUGAAGAAUAAAUGCAACUCACCUCUUACCGUCACCCUGUACUGUCAAGUGGCAGCCACAUACUACACGGGAGUCCAUAAUGCCUUAGUGAGGAAGAGCCAAAUGAACAUUGAGAUGAAGGCAUGUGAGGGUAAGUCAGCCCUGUACUGUAAGAGAAAGAUUGCAACUGUUAUUAAAGUAUACUUCAGGCUGCGCACACCAGAUCUGCUUAUUUCUCCAGUAUGUGAUGCUGUUGUGGGCCAUGAAGUGCCAGUAAAAAUCACAUUCCAGAAUCCGCUUUCUUGCAGUCUAAAGAAUGUGAUAUUCCGUAUUGAGGGUCUGGGACUGAAUCAUGCCAGAAUUGUUAAAUAUGGUGAUAUUGCAGGCCUGGCCAAAGUGAACCUUACAGAGACAUUUGUUCCAGUGCGGCAUGGCACACAUAAAAUUCUGGCAUCACUUGACUGUUCCCAACUUAAUCAAGUACAUGGAGUUGCCAACAUUACUGUUAAACAGUGA